CGCCGCCCGGAGCCCAUGAGCACCAUGCGCCUGCUGACACUCGCCCUGCUCUUCUCCUGCUCCUUCGCCCGCGCCGCCUGCGACCCCAAGAUCGUCAACAUCGGCGCUGUGCUGAGCACGCGAAAGCACGAGCAGAUGUUCCGCGAGGCCGUGAACCAGGCCAACAAGCGGCACGGCUCCUGGAAGAUCCAGCUCAACGCCACCUCCGUCACCCACAAGCCCAACGCCAUCCAGAUGGCCCUGUCGGUGUGCGAGGACCUCAUCUCCAGCCAGGUCUACGCCAUCCUAGUUAGCCACCCACCUACCCCCAACGACCACUUCACUCCCACCCCCGUCUCCUACACAGCUGGCUUCUAUCGCAUCCCCGUCCUGGGGCUGACCACCCGCAUGUCCAUCUACUCAGACAAGAGCAUCCACCUGAGCUUCCUGCGCACGGUGCCGCCCUACUCCCACCAGUCGAGCGUCUGGUUCGAGAUGAUGCGCGUCUACAGCUGGAACCACAUCAUCCUCCUGGUCAGCGACGAUCACGAGGGCCGCGCCGCGCAGAAGCGCCUGGAGACGCUGCUGGAGGAGCGCGAGUCCAAGGCCGAGAAAGUGCUGCAGUUUGACCCGGGGACCAAGAACGUGACGGCUCUGCUGAUGGAGGCGCGGGAGCUGGAGGCCCGGGUCAUCAUCCUCUCUGCCAGCGAGGACGAUGCUGCCACCGUGUACCGCGCAGCCGCGAUGCUGAACAUGACGGGUUCGGGGUACGUGUGGCUGGUGGGGGAGCGCGAGAUCUCAGGGAACGCCCUGCGCUACGCUCCGGACGGCAUCAUCGGGCUGCAGCUCAUCAACGGCAAGAACGAGUCGGCGCACAUCAGCGACGCCGUGGGCGUGGUGGCGCAGGCCGUGCAUGAGCUUCUGGAGAAGGAGAACAUCACCGACCCGCCGCGGGGCUGCGUGGGCAACACCAACAUCUGGAAGACCGGGCCGCUCUUCAAGAGAGUCCUGAUGUCUUCCAAGUAUGCUGAUGGGGUGACCGGCCGCGUGGAGUUCAAUGAGGACGGGGACCGGAAGUUCGCAAACUACAGCAUCAUGAAUCUGCAGAACCGCAAGCUGGUGCAAGUGGGCAUCUACAAUGGCACCCACGUCAUCCCCAACGACAGAAAGAUCAUCUGGCCAGGCGGAGAGACGGAGAAGCCCCCAGGGUACCAGAUGUCCACCAGACUAAAGAUCGUGACGAUCCACCAGGAGCCCUUCGUGUACGUCAAGCCCACGCUGAGCGACGGCACGUGCAAGGAGGAGUUCACAGUUAACGGCGACCCUGUCAAGAAGGUGAUCUGCACCGGGCCCAACGACACGUCUCCAGGCAGCCCGCGCCGCACGGUGCCUCAGUGCUGCUACGGCUUCUGCAUCGACCUGCUCAUCAAACUGGCGCGGACCAUGAACUUCACCUAUGAGGUGCACCUGGUGGCCGAUGGAAAGUUCGGCACGCAGGAGCGGGUGAACAACAGCAACAAGAAGGAGUGGAACGGGAUGAUGGGCGAGCUGCUCAGCGGGCAGGCGGACAUGAUCGUGGCGCCGCUGACCAUCAACAACGAGCGCGCGCAGUACAUCGAGUUCUCCAAGCCCUUUAAGUACCAGGGCCUGACCAUUCUGGUCAAGAAGGAGAUCCCCCGGAGCACGCUGGACUCGUUCAUGCAGCCCUUCCAGAGCACUCUGUGGCUGCUGGUGGGGCUGUCUGUGCACGUGGUGGCCGUCAUGCUGUACCUGCUGGACCGCUUCAGCCCCUUCGGCCGGUUCAAGGUGAACAGCGAGGAGGAGGAGGAGGACGCGCUGACCCUGUCUUCGGCCAUGUGGUUCUCCUGGGGCGUCCUGCUCAACUCGGGCAUCGGGGAAGGCGCCCCCCGAAGCUUCUCGGCGCGCAUCCUGGGCAUGGUGUGGGCCGGCUUCGCCAUGAUCAUCGUGGCCUCCUACACUGCCAACCUGGCGGCCUUCCUGGUGCUGGACCGGCCCGAGGAGCGCAUCACCGGCAUCAACGACCCACGGCUGAGGAACCCCUCGGACAAGUUCAUCUACGCGACGGUGAAGCAGAGCUCGGUGGACAUCUACUUCCGGCGGCAGGUGGAGCUGAGCACCAUGUACCGGCACAUGGAGAAGCACAACUACGAGAGCGCGGCCGAGGCCAUCCAGGCCGUGCGGGACAACAAGCUGCAUGCCUUCAUCUGGGAUUCGGCAGUGCUGGAGUUCGAGGCCUCGCAGAAAUGCGACCUGGUGACCACGGGCGAGCUGUUCUUCCGCUCGGGCUUCGGCAUCGGCAUGCGCAAGGACAGCCCCUGGAAGCAGAACGUCUCCCUGUCCAUCCUCAAGUCCCAUGAGAACGGCUUCAUGGAAGACCUGGACAAGACGUGGGUGCGGUACCAGGAGUGUGACUCGCGCAGCAACGCCCCUGCUACCCUCACCUUCGAAAACAUGGCAGGGGUCUUCAUGUUGGUGGCGGGGGGCAUCGUGGCGGGGAUCUUCCUGAUCUUCAUCGAGAUCGCCUACAAGCGGCACAAGGAUGCUCGCCGGAAGCAGAUGCAGCUGGCCUUCGCAGCAGUGAACGUGUGGCGAAAGAACCUGCAGGAUAGAAAGAGUGGUAGAGCAGAGCCCGACCCUAAAAAGAAAGCCACAUUUAGGGCUAUCACCUCCACCCUGGCUUCCAGCUUCAAGAGACGUAGGUCCUCCAAAGACACGAGCACCGGGGGUGGACGCGGCGCUUUGCAAAACCAAAAAGACACAGUGCUGCCGCGACGCGCUAUUGAGAGGGAGGAGGGCCAGCUGCAGAUGUGUGCCCGUCAUAGGGAGAGCUGAGACGCCCUGCCCGCCCUCCUCUGCCCCCCUCCCCCGCAGACAGACAGACAGACGGACGGGACAGCGGCCCGGCCCACGCAGAGUCCCGGAGCACGACGGGGUCAGGGGGAGGAGCGCCCCCCAGCCUCCCCGAGGCCACGCCCGCCUGCCCGCCAGUUGGCCGGCUGGCCGGUCCACCCGUCCCGGCCCCGCGCACGCCCCCGAGCGUUGGGCUAACGGGCUGCCUUGUCUGUGUAUUUCUAUUUUGCAGCAGUACCAUCCCACUGAUAUCACGGGCCCGCUCAACCUCUCAGAUCCCUCGGUCAGCACCGUGGUGUGAGGCCCCCGGAGGCGCCCACCUGCCCAGUUAGCCCGGCCAAGGACACUGAUGGGUCCUGCUGCUCGGGAAGGCCUGAGGGAAGCCCACCUGCCCGAGACUGCCCACCCUGGGCCUCCCGUCCGUCCGUCCGCCCGCCCUGCUGCCUGGCGGGCAGCCCCUGCUGGACCGAGGCACGGACCAGAGCGGCUGAGGACGGGCCAGAGCUGAGCUGGCUGGGCAGGGCCACAGGGCACUCCGGCAGAGGCAGGGCCCUGGGGUCUCUGAGCAGUGGGGAGAGGGGCCAACCUGGCCCCCAACGGAGGGGCUUGGAGCACAGACUGAAGCCCCAUCCUUCCCCAGCCACCACCAGAGCCGCCUGGGGGCCGCAACCCCAGCUGGCUGGGUCACCCCUCCUCCAGCGCCUGCUCCUGGCAGCCUCGGCUCCACCUCUUACCCUCUUCUUACCCUCGCCCCGCCUCCACUUUACCCCAUCCUCCGAGCUGGCCCUGCCCUUCCCCGAUGGCAGACCCUGACCCCCCCGCUGGCAGCCGCCUCCCAGGGGCGCGCUCCGGCUCCCGUUGCCUCCGCCCGACCUUCUCCUCCGGACUCCAGAGGGCCGAGCCUUGUCUUUGCCUCCUCCAGCCUGCAGCCCAGGAUGGGCUUCCAGACGCUGGCUCAGGACUGUCCUCAGCCCUGCCCACCACCUUGUACAGGUCCAGCCCUUCCCGUGUCCGAGCGCGUGCCUUCCCCUGCGGCCCGUGCGCAGCCGCGCGCUGCCCCUCCGUCCCAGGGCCCGGCGCGCACCGCCCCACGACCCGGUGUGUGCAGUGGUGAUGCCUAAAGGAAUGUCACGAGAAGUUCGGUCUGUGUUACUUGUUGACGCCUGCAGGGGUGUGAAGGAGGGCAGGGAGUAGAGGGAAGAUUCGAGGGCAGCCUCAGGCUUGGGCGGCGGCAGCGGGGCUCCCAGGGUCCGCGGGCGAGGCCGAGCAGGGGCCGGGAUCCGGCGGUCUCCUCGGCAGGCGGC
Messenger RNA from Diceros bicornis minor, 4154 nucleotides. RefSeq names its product glutamate ionotropic receptor NMDA type subunit 1 (gene GRIN1). The record is from RefSeq and is a predicted model, not a curated record. The transcript is spliced from 20 exons. Bases 16 to 2832 code for a protein of 938 amino acids. NCBI's taxonomy places the organism in Eukaryota, Metazoa, Chordata, Mammalia, Perissodactyla, Rhinocerotidae. Gene Ontology annotation, molecular function: NMDA glutamate receptor activity. Gene Ontology annotation, biological process: monoatomic ion transport; chemical synaptic transmission; regulation of membrane potential. Gene Ontology annotation, cellular component: neuron projection; synapse; plasma membrane.